UCCAAACUCUGGAAACGUUUGAAAAAUUUCCGAUAGCCAUGGUGAAAGGCACUAACGCCGAGCAAGCCCUCGCCGGAGAAGCAUCGUGUAGUCGCCAAAAGAAGCAACAAGUUCCCUCCAUUGUUGAAGAAGAAGGCGAGAAUGGUGUAGGAGAUGUGGUGGCACGAUCUGGAACGUUGUUCGAGCUAGAUCUCCUCGAUUGUCAUGUUUGCUGUCACGCACUCACUAGUCCUAUCUUUCAGUGUGACAAUGGACAUAUAGCUUGUUCUUCUUGUUGUACUGAACUGAGGAACAAAUGCCCUGCCUGUACUUUGCCUAUUGGUAAAUAUCGAUGCAAAAUAAUGGAGAAAGUUGUGGAAGCAGUCAUUGUCCCAUGUCCAAAUGGCUGCACUGAUGAUGAUGAAGAAGAAGAAGGCGAGAAUGGUGGAGGAACGAGGACUGGAGAUGUGGUGAAAUCAGCGGCAAGAUCGGGAACGCUGUUAGAUCUACAUCUUCUCGAUUGUCCUGUUUGCUCUAACGCACUCACGAGUUCUAUCUUUCAGUGUGACAAUGGACAUAUAGCUUGCUCUUCUUGCUGUAUUGAAAUGAGGUACAAAUGCCCUUUAUGCACUUUUCCCAUUGGUACCUACCGAUGCAGAAUAAUGGAGAAAGUUGUCAAAGCGGUCAUUGUCCCUUGCCCAAACGCCAAAUAUGGCUGCACCAAGACAUUCUUUUAUGGCAAAGAGUUAAUCCAUGAGAAGGAAUGCCGUUUCGCUACUUUUAUCUAUGCACUCUAAACGCUUACUUUUUAAGUUUAGAUGGCUCAUCAUUUUACUUAAUGCUGUUUUUUUGUGUUAUCUCGGAUUCAGAUUCCUCUGCAGAAAUUCUUAUAAAUACUAGCUAAUUGC
This is a messenger RNA of Arabidopsis arenosa, 887 nucleotides long. The record is from the annotation of a GenBank genome assembly. Lineage: Eukaryota; Viridiplantae; Streptophyta; Magnoliopsida; Brassicales; Brassicaceae.